Molecule: messenger RNA, 768 nt
Organism: Adineta ricciae
Lineage: Eukaryota; Metazoa; Rotifera; Eurotatoria; Adinetida; Adinetidae
Source: the annotation of a GenBank genome assembly
AUGGGAAAGGGUUUCGAAAAUUAUAUGUCCAAGAAAUGGUUUCACCCGACGAAUUUGGGUAAUAUGAGACGUAAAUAUAUGGCUGAACAGAAAUCAGCGAAUGAAAAGCGUCGACAACAAGAACUACGUGAACAAUAUGAACGGGAACAAGAAACUUUCUCGAACAAACAGUUGAUGGGCGAUGAAAAGGCUCGUUUGGGUUUGUCAUUCAUGUACAAUCCACCGGCCGGUAUCGCUAAACAAGAAGAACCACAACAAGAUCGAGAACUUCGACGAGAAGAUGGUACAUUAAUUAUUAAUAAGGACGAACCGAAAUUCGAAUGGCAAAGAAAAUACAACGCACCAAGAGAAUCGUGGGCGAAAAACGAUGACAAAAUCCGGGAUCAACCAUUUGGUAUUGAAGUUCGAAACGUUCACUGUUUGAAAUGUCGAAAAUGGGGUCACAUCAACACGGAUAAAAUCUGUCCUUUAUAUGGCAAAUCUCGUUUAUUGAACGAUACAACUGAUCCAAUCACACAAUUAGCGAUGACACAAAAUAUGCGAUCGACAAGCGACUUAAUCGAUGAUUUACAAAGUAAAGGUUUAGCUAUGCGACGCAACGGUGCGGAGCAUAUGAUGGUCCAUCAAGAUAUCGACCUUCCAGCUAGUAACAAAUCAGAUGAGUUGAAGAUGGAACUCAACUUUCUGAAGCAACUACCCAAACAAACGAAGCAUAGUCUCUAUAAGCGAUUGAAACAUUUGCACAAACACGGAGCAUUGAAAGUGUAA